Molecule: messenger RNA, 1044 nt
Organism: Tremella mesenterica DSM 1558
Lineage: Eukaryota; Fungi; Basidiomycota; Tremellomycetes; Tremellales; Tremellaceae
Exons: 6
Coding region: 1-1044 (347 amino acids)
Biological process (GO): pentose-phosphate shunt, non-oxidative branch; carbohydrate metabolic process
Cellular component (GO): intracellular anatomical structure
Molecular function (GO): transaldolase activity
Source: RefSeq, a predicted model, not a curated record
AUGAACAUUGAUGUCGACUGCGCUGAUCCCGAUGUCGCAUUGGCAAUGCCUUUCAAACCUCAUAACCAAACUUCCAACCAGGAUAUCAUCACCGGUGCCCUGAUGAACCCCCUUUACAAGGAUUUGGUCAUGGAGACAAUUACCAAGUACAAGUCUGAACCUUGGGAGAUCAUCUACGACCGUGUGGCCGUAGCUAUCUGCAAACAGAACAUUGUCAACAUCCAAGACCGUGUCCUUCUCCAGGUGUCUUGUCACAUCUUGCACGACACCGAAGCCGUUCUUACCCAUGCUAGGAGAUACGACCAGUUCUUCAAAGAGGCCGGUAUUGGUCGUGACAAAUACUGCAUCAAGAUCCCCAUCGUCGGACCUUCCAUGGUCGCUGCUAAGAUCCUCAACGCUGAGGGUAUCCGAACUCUCGGAACUUCCCUCUUCGGUCUUUCCCAAGCUAUCGCCGCUGCUCAAGCUGGUUGUUUGAUGGUUUCGCCUUACUACAAUGAAUGCGACGCCCAUGCAAACCGUUCCCUCUGGCCUGAUGUUGAAGACCCGGCCACUCAACACCCUUCUUCUUUCCGUAUCAUCUCAUACUUGCAAGCUUACGAAGAGCUUUACAAGCGUACUGGUAAAGAACAACCCAAGGUCAUGUCUGCUUCUUACAUCACCGCUAAAGAAGUCGUAGCAUCCGGUGAAAUCGGUUGUUGGGCAGUGACUCUCCCUCCUGUUCUCCUGAAAGAACUAGCAGAAACCCCAGACGAUUCUCCUCCUUCCGGUAUCCCCAAACCAAACCAUCCUUACAUGCACCGACCUUCCCUCUCCAAGCGUCUCGCUCAUAUGGUCGGUCUUGAUCCUUUGGCAGGUAAAGAAUGGGAAGGUAACCAAGCGAGUUUAGACGUUGAUUAUCUCGCUGAUGGUGGUGCUGCUUUGGAAGAAGCUAUGAAGAAAGAUGCUGUCGUUUUGCCUCGUCUUAAACAAGCUGUUGAUUUGUUCAAUGGAAGAGAGGAUGAAGGUAAAGAAUGGAUUUUGGAAACUCUCAAAACUCUUGCUUAA